Drosophila sulfurigaster albostrigata is the source of this 2246-nucleotide messenger RNA. It is a transcript of the gene Uba4, whose product is annotated as adenylyltransferase and sulfurtransferase MOCS3. Gene Ontology annotation, biological process: tRNA wobble position uridine thiolation; protein urmylation. The transcript has a single exon. Gene Ontology annotation, molecular function: URM1 activating enzyme activity; thiosulfate-cyanide sulfurtransferase activity; adenylyltransferase activity. Bases 95 to 1444 code for a protein of 449 amino acids. Gene Ontology annotation, cellular component: cytosol; cytoplasm. The record is from RefSeq and is a predicted model, not a curated record. Lineage: Eukaryota; Metazoa; Arthropoda; Insecta; Diptera; Drosophilidae.
CCACACUGAUAACAUCUUGGUGGACAAACAAAACACGAAGUAAAGUAGUUUCUAUUUCUUCAUAAAGUGAAUGAAAUAAUUAUUUAACGUACCAAUGAUUGAUGACGAGGCUGUGAACAAUGCCAAGGAAAGGCUGCGUCAGGAGAUUGCCGAUUUAACAGCUCAAUUGAAUGCCAAAAAGCAGAGACUGCGAGAUUUGGAGGCAACAACUGCAGAUGUUGAUGACGACAGUAAUGCACUAAGUCCAAAACAAAUCCAAAGAGCGUUAACCAACGAUGACAUUGCACGCUACAGUCGACAGCUGAUCUUGCCUGGCUUUGGUGUGGCCGGUCAGCUGAAGCUAAAGACCAGCUCAGUGCUAAUUGUUGGCGCUGGUGGCUUGGGAUGUCCAGCGGCACAAUAUUUGGCUGGCGCUGGCUGCGGUCAUGUCGGACUGGUCGACUAUGAUCGCGUCGAUAAGAGCAAUUUGCAUCGACAAACACUGCACACAAUCACACGCAUUGGCAUGGACAAAACGGAAUCUGCCAAGAUUGCAUUGGAAGAGUUGAAUCCACAUUGUCGCAUUUCAUGUCAUACUCGAUUACUAAGUAGAUUCACAGCCAUGCAGAUCAUACGCGACUACGACGUUGUGCUGGACUGCAGUGACAAUGUGGCCACACGUUACUUACUCAAUGAUGCUUGUGUGAUGCUUCGCAAACCACUUGUUUCGGGAAGUGCCCUCAAAUUGGAUGGCCAACUCACCGUCUACAAUUUUGGCGUUACGGGUCCAUGCUAUCGCUGUAUUUAUCCUGUACCGCCGCCACCUGAGGCAGUCACUAAUUGUGGUGAUGGAGGUGUUUUGGGUGCCGUGACCGGGACCAUUGGAUCGCUGCAAGCGCUGGAGGCCAUUAAGAUCAUAGUGGGGCUAGGCGAUGUCUUAGCUGGACGCCUGCUCAUUUUUGAUGGCAGCACAUUGCAGUUUCGUAACAUCCGCAUACGCAGCAAGCGAGAAAAUUGUCAUAUGUGCUCUCCCCAGCCGCUUAUCACGGAACUUAUCGACUAUGAGCAGUUUUGUGGCAUGCAUGCCACCGACAAGGAUAAUCCACUGCAGCUCCUCGAACCGGAGCAGCGUAUUGAUGCUAUGGAUUACAAGGCUCUGCAGCAACAACAGCCAGCACAUUUACUCAUCGAUGUACGUCAGCCGGCGGAGUUUGAAAUCUGCCAACUGCCUUCAGCAGUUAAUGUUCCAUUGGCGCAAAUUCUGGACGACAGUUAUCUGAAGCAGUUGGGCUCACAGUUGGAUAGCAAGGAGUUGCCCAUAGUGGUAUUGUGUAGGCGGGGCAACGAUUCUCAGAUCGCUGUGCAGCACAUGAGAAAUCGGUUCCCAGAUCAUUCCAUACGCGACUUGGAGGGUGGACUUCAUGCGUGGUCCAGUCAAGUUGAUCCCAGUUUUCCUACUUACUAACAAUACAUAUAAUAUAUACAUAUUUCUCUCUUAUUUCUUCUUUAUGACAAUUUUCUACGCAAAUUUAUAGUUCAUUUAUAAUAUUAAGUCGAUUUGGCCAAAGUAGAACUUGGUAAUUGAAAACUAAAUUUCUUUUCAACUAUUGAGAUAUUUUAUAUAAGAAUAUCAUCUCCUUCAAUUUGUAAAUGUUUAUUAAUCAAAUAAAAUGUUUUUUUUUAACGAUUCGUACUCGUUUUGCACAAAAGAUCUUAAAUCCGUAAAGAACUAUGGGCACUACUUUUAUAUAAUUUUUUCGAUGUAAGAAAAAUUCCAUUUUAGAAAUUGCAAAUGUUUUAUAUUGGAUGAUAGAAUGAGUUAUAUACUUUUUUUGGCAUGGUCACAAACUUGCCUUGUGUGAUUUAAAUUAUAUUUCUAGAGGUUUUCAUUAAAAUUUCAUUUAAUUACAAGUAUUCAAUUAAUGCUUUUGCAAUUACGAUUUGAAUAUUUAUAUAUGUAUUUAUAUAGUUAAUGUAUAUAUUUUUAAACACUUGCAGCGAGCGAGUUAUUGGGGCUCCAGAGACAUAGUUUAUUGGGACUCCACUAGUGUUGAAUCGACACCUGCUGUUCAUGUUCAAGUAGUUCUUGUUGUUGUUGUUCUUGUUGCAAUUGUUGAGGAUGCGCGCUGUAAAAAGCUACAUUUGGGAAAGAAAUCAAAUCAAGUUAUGCAUAUAUAUAUUAUAUGGUAGGUAAAUAGAACAGCAAUUAUAUAUAGUGGGGAAAAAAAGAAAUCGAAAUUUCAAAUGUUAUACUUUUCUUGGCGUUA